AGAAAUAUCUAGCUAGCUAUUUUAAAUUACAUUUCGAAAUGCUGUUGGUCUUUAGCAGCGCUAGCUAACUAACGUUAUGUUUGUCUACAUAAAACGCACAAGAUUGAUGCGGAAUACACAGUUGUUCUCCAGCGGUGUAUGUGUUGUGUCAAUUGUUAUACCAGUUGGUAGACUAGCUAACUAAAGGUUAGCAAAAAUACAUUGUAGCGCUGCUUAAAGUUAGUUUCCUUGACAAUAAGACAACGUCACCAAUCGCAUAACCUUGUUUUGACGACUCUGAUACUCAUGUUAAUAUAAAGUCAUAACUAUAACAUAGCUAACCGGUUCGCUAAGCCAGAUCUGUGUGCAAAUGACAUUGUCCCUAUCUCUUGCAAGCCAAAUGAACGCAGUGUCUGAAGGAAACGGCUUGUCAGACUGUACCCAGAUGGGCUGCUUUCAGUCUAACAUCACAUGGAGUAAAACAAAAAAAAGAAGUAAAAACUAAAAAUGAAACGUCAUGUUAUCAUUAUGGUCUGACUAUGCCAAUACAUUUGGUACUAGGAAAGCUGGAUCAUAAAGCCAGCUAUUCAAGUCUAGCCAUCUAACGUUAUCUAGCUAGUAGUUUUUCGAACUCAAAUAAUGAUGUAUACAUUUCAGAUCUAAAACAGCUAGCAUAAUUAUACUCGUUUGCAAGUAAUUUUAAGCAUAUGGAUAAGUUGUGUUGGCUAAAAACAAAAGUGUAACUAGAUCAUUCACAAACUGUAAUAAGUGUGAGAGCUGGAUCAAUAGCCAACAAGCGGUCAUGCAAGUUGACAUAUAGCUUAGUAACAAGCAGCGGUUGCUAUUAGAAUACAUCGUUGCAUUAACCAUGACUGAGAUAAUUGAAGCAGCUGACUAGUUGAAAGUUGGCUUCUUGGUGUUAUUGUCAGUUACCAAGCUAAUAUUAGCUAGUGCUCGCAUGCUCUGAGAGCUAACCUCCUUGGCUAGCUGGCUAACUUUUCCUUUGUCUGAACGUUUAACGAGCUAGCCAGCUUGAGACUCGGAGUGCAGUACCACCAAGCAGCGAGUGCUCGACUAACGGAAAUUAGUUACGAUAUAACCAUGUUCUCUCGUUGACUCUAGUGGCAGUAGCGGCAGCUCACUCAUAAGCGUUCACACACGAGGAGCAGCGGGAAAGCGGCGGGAAGAAUGAGGAGACUCUGAAGCGCGGGACCCCAGAGCUUUCGUCGCGGGAGCUCCCCCACCCCCCCAACCCCCUCAUCCCCUCACCCCCCUCACCUGGCCCCGCCCCCCGUCCCGCCCCCGCCCCGCCCUCCACAGCCGCUCUCAUGUUCUCUCCUGACCAGGAAAACAUCUCCACAGCCUCGACCAAAGCGCCAGUCAAGUACGGGGAGCUCAUUGUUCUGGGGUACAAUGGUUCCCUGCCCAACGGGGAUCGGGGGAGGCGGAAGAGCCGCUUUGGCCUGUGCAAGCGGCCCAAAGCCAACGGGGUGAAGCCCAGCACCGUGCACGUGGCCUGCACCCCGCAGGCGGCCAAGGCCAUCAGCAACAAGGACCAGCACAGCAUCUCCUACACUCUGUCUCGAGCACAGACCGUGGUGGUGGAGUACACACACGACAGCAACACGGACAUGUUCCAGAUCGGGCGCUCGACGGAGAGCCCCAUCGACUUCGUGGUGACGGACACGGUCCCCGGCAGCCAGAGUAACGGGGACACGCAGACGGUGCAGAGCACCAUCUCCCGCUUCGCCUGCCGCAUCAUGUGCCAGCGCUGCCCCCCCCACACCGCCCGCAUCUACGCCGCCGGCUUCGACUCCUCCAAGAACAUCUUCCUGGGGGAGAAGGCAGCGAAGUGGAAGACGCCGGACGGGCAGAUGGACGGUUUGACGACGAACGGCGUGCUGGUGAUGCACCCCCGGCUCGGCUUCACCGAGGACUCCAAGCCCGGCGUGUGGAGGGAGAUCUCCGUGUGCGGCAACGUCUUCACCCUGCGCGAGACCCGCUCCGCCCAGCAGCGGGGCAAGAUGGUGGAGAACGAGACGCAGGAGCUGGUGGACGGCUCGCUGAUCGACCUGUGCGGGGCGACGCUGCUGUGGCGCACGGCGGAGGGCCUGUCCCGCACCCCCACCGUCAAGCACCUGGAGGCGCUGCGGCAGGAGAUCAACGCGGCGCGGCCGCAGUGCCCCGUGGGCUUCAACACGCUGGCCUUCCCCAGCAUGCGCCGCAAGGACGUGGUGGACGAGAAGCAGCCCUGGGUCUACCUGCACUGCGGCCACGUGCACGGCUACCACAGCUGGGGGGGCGGGCGUGAGCGCGAGGAGCGGCGAGGGGGGGGCGGCGGCGGCGGGGAACGGGACCGGGACCGGGAGUGCCCCAUGUGCCGCGCCCGGGGCCCCUACGUGCCCCUCUGGCUGGGGUGCGAGGCGGGCUUCUACCUGGACGCCGCCCCGCCCACGCACGCCUUCAGCCCCUGCGGCCACGUGUGCUCGGAGAAGACGGCGGGCUACUGGAGCCAGAUCCCGCUGCCGCACGGCACGCACACCUUCCACGCCGCCUGCCCCUUCUGCGCCCAGCAGCUGAGCGGGGAGCAGGGCUACGUCAGGCUCAUAUUCCAGGGGCCCGUGGACUAGCCCGCUGUCCUGGGGCGGGGCGCAGGGGCCUGUGGGACUAGCCCGCUGUCCUGGAGCGGGGGGCAGGGGCCUGUGGACUGUGGACUAGGCCUGUGGACUAGGCCGCUCUCCUGGAACAGGGGCCUGUGGACUAGGCUGCUGUCCUGGAGCGGGGUGGCAGGGGCCUGUGGACUAGGCCGCAGUCCUGGAGUGGGUAGCAGGGAGCAAGGCUAUGUCAGACUCAUAUUCCCAGGGACCUGUGGAUUAGGCCUGUGGACUAGGCCUGUGGAUUAGGCCUGUGGACUAGGCCUGUGGAUUAGGCCUGUGGACUAGGCCUGUGGAUUAGGCUGCUCUCCUGACUCCUUCGCCGGGCUACUGACUAAUAACCACACGAGCCGGUUUCCUUUCUUAAAAAAGACAAACAAACAAAAAAAAAACUUUUAUUGGUUUUCCUUUGAGGGGUUUUUGGACUUUUCUUCUCCUCCUCCUCCCUGUUUUCACUUCUUUUUUUAAAGUGACCCUUUUAGUGAGUGCUGUUUUUUUAAUUUUACAAAGAAACAAAGAGUACUAUAUUUUCACCCUAAAGGACAAACGGGAGAGGUCGCACACUCACACACAGAGACGUUGCUCGGGCGAAUCCUUCUCUUUUUUUGGUAAAGAAAUUGAAGUAUUUUAUUUACUAACGCAAUGAUUUUAAUAUUUUAAUGCUCUGUUAGUGAUGAGACAGUAUCAAUUUAUACAUCAUACAAAGCUGUGUGUUGUGUGUGCGCGUGUGCGUGUCUGUGUUUUUCCCCUUUGAAGAACGUAACACAACCUGAACAGAGAAGACGUGUAUUUAUGCUUCAUAAAUAAAUAUUCCACUCUGAAAUGCGAACUACAUUAGUUUAUAGGAAGAAUUUUGCAUUCUCUUUUCUUAAUAGAUACUAUCAUAUAUGAUGUACCUAACUUGAAUAUUCACUUUUUUAUGUCGAUACAGUAAACAUGUUAAUCUGUAUUAAAGAAACAGUGAUAAAGGGGUUGGUGAAUGAUGGGAUUUAUAUGUUUUGUUUUGCCUCUUAUGUUCAUGAGCAUCUUUUCAGCAUCUCUAACAAAUUGAAGCUUUUUUUUAUUUUUUAAAGAUAUUACAUUUCUGUCAUGCUGUGUGCUGACUUUUGUAAUAGAUAUGUAUUUAUAAUGAAUAUCCAUCCAUGGCAUUAUUUGGACUAAGUGUGGGCUCAGGGGUUCAUUUGGAAAGUCACCUUUUUGCCCUACUUCAUACGCCCUGAAAUAUUAGCCCUUGCUCAAGAAAGCUGCCUUGGGCAUUCUUUUAUUAAGAAUAUGCCUAAAUGUGUUUGAGUUCCGGAAUGUGGACCUGUGUGUGUAAGACUCAGCUUAAGUCCAGAUCCCCCCCCAACCACUGCCAAUAAUAUUACAGCUGCACUAACAGAACCCCCCCCCCCCCCCCCCACACACACACACACACUAUGUGUCUUCAACUGCCAGAUGUGGUUAUUUAUACACUUCGUCACCUGUCAGAAAACAGAUAUGUUGAAAAGUGUGUGAUUGUUUCAACAAUCAUUCCCCGGUUAGUUUUAAGUUUGAAAUGUACCCGUUUCAAACUGACUUUUAAACCAUUAAAUAUUUAUUUAAAAAUGAACUAAAUAAAACACUGAAUUCUAAGAUGUAUUUAUCAACGAAAGGGUGAUCUUUUUGAUUCGAUGAACUAAUUGAAAAUUGUCAAAUGGAGACCUAGUGCAGCAGGUAACUGAAUGCUCUAGAAUGCAAAACCUCAACUCAUCUUUUUUAAUUUUUUUAAUACUGCGUCAUUGGUCAAGCACAGUUCCCAGGGGUAUGAUUGGCUGGCUGUAUGCCAGCGCAUUCUGCAGCUCAUUAUCCUCUGCAUAAUAAGGCAAAGGAAAGCUCCAGCACACACAGUGUUAACCUCAGGGAGAGGCUCCUGCCUGGUCACUUCAAAAUAAAAGUCUUCACUUCCCCAACAGUUGUGUCUGUAUUGGAAAUCUGAGGAGUCAACUUUUCAUUUAAGAUUUUUUUUUCUUUUUCCCCUUGGUUUUGUCUCAACCCAGUAUUAAACAUGUGUGAACUAAGCUAUUAUCUGUUAAAUGCACAUUGUUUCUCUCCUUGGGGAGGUGUGUAAGAAAGGGCUUUCUCUCCCCCCCCCCUCCCCUUGCAUGGUCUGUCCACAAAAAGCAUCACUUGAGCGUGUCUGCUGUAAUCUGGAUUUCCCUGAUGCUUUCUGGCAAACGUUAAUAUUGUUCAGAUUACCAGUUUUUGUACCAACUUUAAACAAUAAAAGUUUCAAAAUGACAA
Anguilla rostrata (American eel) is the source of this 4895-nucleotide messenger RNA. RefSeq names its product E3 ubiquitin-protein ligase pellino homolog 1. Gene Ontology annotation, biological process: protein K48-linked ubiquitination; regulation of Toll signaling pathway. The coding region runs from base 1308 to 2609 and encodes 433 amino acids. Gene Ontology annotation, molecular function: ubiquitin protein ligase activity; protein binding. NCBI's taxonomy places the organism in Eukaryota, Metazoa, Chordata, Actinopteri, Anguilliformes, Anguillidae. The record is from RefSeq and is a predicted model, not a curated record. The transcript has 7 exons.